AUGAGAAAGAUCAUUAUUUUAAUGGAUUUAGCUACUUAUUACACUCAACAUCUAUUUAUCUUUCUUAUAGUUUUCUAUUGGGUUAUGAAUGUAUUUAAUAACUGAUUGCGAUAUAUUAGAAAAGCAAACACAACUGGAAGUAUGACAGCUAAUUUGGAAACCCUACACAUACAGUGCAAUGCAAACUUUAUCCGGAAGCUCUUCAUUUACUGUAUACUAAGUCUUUUUGUCAAUAACUUUGGAAAAGCAGAUCUUCUGGCUUUAUAG
Messenger RNA from Blepharisma stoltei, 267 nucleotides. The record is from the annotation of a GenBank genome assembly. Lineage: Eukaryota; Ciliophora; Heterotrichea; Heterotrichida; Blepharismidae.